Leptonychotes weddellii (Weddell seal) is the source of this 595-nucleotide messenger RNA. NCBI's taxonomy places the organism in Eukaryota, Metazoa, Chordata, Mammalia, Carnivora, Phocidae. The record is from RefSeq and is a predicted model, not a curated record.
UGGAUAUGUUGGAUUCCUUAGAUGUGGUGAACAAAGAUGAUAUAAUAGAGUGGAUUUACUCCCUGCAGGUCCUUCCCACAGAAGACAAAGAGGAAAAUGAGAGACAGUGAUUAAGAGACCUGCCUGAGCAUUUUGGCGGCUGGUUUUGGUUGGGGCCGUCCCGCAUCUAAGGCAGGAAGAUGGUGGCCGCAAAGAAGACGAAAAAGUCGCUGGAGUCGAUCAACUCCAGGCUCCAGCUUGUUAUGAAAAGUGGAAAGUACGUGCUGGGGUACAAGCAGACUCUGAAAAUGAUCAGACAUGGCAGAGCGAAACUGGUCAUCCUCGCCAACAACUGCCCAGCCUUGAGGAAAUCUGAAAUAGAAUACUGUGCCAUGUUGGCCAAAACUGGUGCCCAUCCCUAUAGUGGCAAUAAUACUGAAUUGGGCACAGCGUGUGGGAAAUACUACAGAGUAUGCACACUGGCUAUCACUGAUCCAGGUGAUUCUGAUAUCACUCGAAGCAUGCCAGAACAGACUGGUGAAAAGUAAAUCACGCAAAAUUUUUCUUUAAUAAAACUGGCCACAGCUUGUUUAAAAAAAAAAAAAAGACCUGCCUG